CUGAGCUUUUUCGUGCUGGUAUGCAGGAUUUUACCUACUGCAUUGCGUCAGGGAGGGUCGAUAAGGCAAGGGCUGUUCGCUGUGAGCUGUGUAAUUUGUGACUCCGGAUAAUUUAAUUCAGAUUUAUUCAAAAUGGACCAUCCUAUGCCAGGACCGUUUAACGAGCCCGAGGAGGAAAUAUAUGAAAUGCCGUCAAGGAGUGUACAUCAAACGGACAGGGCGACUCAGUUCGUGAAUCCUGUAUUGGCUGGCGAGCCGGUGUGCAUGACGCUUUUCCAGCGUGAUCUGCUCAAUGAGAUCAUCGAAGAACAAGUUAAAAAGCGAUUUGAAGUUUAUUUUAGAGACCAUGAGAGAUCUAGAAUGCUUCAAGGGUUGGCAAGCUUCUGGGUGACGCACGCCAACAACUUUAAUAAAGAAUGCUGUUUCGAAUCCGUGAACUCCAGUUUUAACAUGGCGUGUCCUCGCCACACGCUCAGAGAUGCGGCCAACGACAACAGGCCUGUCCAACAAGUCAUAUAUGUGUCUAGUGACGAGGAAGAUGGUAACGGAGAUUUUAAUGGAGCCGGAGACGGACACGGCAAUGGCAACUUACAUGGCAACGGAAAUGACCAUGGACAUGGUCAAGGAAAUGAGCAUGGACAUCAAUAUGGUAAUGAGCAUGGACAUCAAUAUGGUAAUGAGCAUGGACAUCAAUAUGGUAAUGACCAUAGAUAUUACGGAAAUGCAGGUGGCAAUGCAGAUGGAAAUGCUGAUGGAAAUGCUGAUGGUAAUGAACGUGUAAGGAUCACUAGAAGAUGUGUCGCGAGCUCAGUCCAUAUAAUUACGGAGUCUCAGGAAUUUGCCGUCUCAUCGUCCAACGAUCGUGGAUCGUCUUCCGGGAUCAUAGACUAUUUGCCGAGCACUUCAGGAUAUUCUGCUAGAAGUGCCGAGACGCAGGUCAACCACGAAGUGCCACGGCCCUUGACGGACACCGAGCGAAUUCGCAUUAACCGCCAGAUCGACCAUUCGAUCAAUGAGAUGUUUAGACAUGAAGUACAAAUGGCCGAUGACUUCAAUGCAGCGCUGCAUCACCUGGUCUCCGGAAACGCGUCGGACAAAAAUGAACAAAUGCUCAUUGAAUACCAAAACUAUUAAUUAUCACGAGGCUUUUUUAGCAAUGACGUAUCAACUUGCAUUUUGCGGAAUACGAAAGAAACUGAAAUUAAUUUUGUGAUUAAAUUUAAAACGUUUUAAUUUAUCGUUGGCUCAAAAAAGCGUUUGUAAUGUAAAAAGCACAUAAGAUGCUCUUUAAACCAAAAACCACCAUCACGAAUUUUCUUGCCUUAACUGGCUGGUUAGAGGGCUAUAUGAUCCUGGGAGGAAUACACUUCGGGUCUGUGCCUGUGAUGGCGAAAUCGCGAAAUAGGCGAAUUUAAUUUUCGACAUGGCGAGUUGCUCCUGCUAAUUUAAUUUAAUUUUAAAGGCGGCUUAGUCAGUUAUUGUCUGACACCACUUAUACCACCCAUUUUAUCCCUCGAGGGAAUGGGUGUCCAAGAGGACCCCCCACCUUAUAAAAAAGGUGUCAUAGUAUGUAAGUUAGAGUAUUGUGGCCACCUAGGGCCAUCUAUGUUUGUCCUGCUUAUGCCUUAAACGAAGGCAGUUCUCCCGCAAAUCCAAAGAUUUUUAAACAACAAUUUAAUCUCAUUCACUCUCUCUCUGGAGCUCUAACCACCGGCAACUUGGACCCUGUUUUGAUGCCGGUUGGCGACUAUUUAAUAUAUAUUUCUAUGUGUAUGUGUAUAUCAUUAAUAUUAAACGAAAAUGAAAAAAAAAAUCUGUGUGAUGAGUCCUCGUUUGUGCACGUAUUCGUGUUUAAUAUUUAAAAAAAAUGGAAACUGGUGAAUUUAAGCCGGUGGAAAGGGUACGUGUAUUAGAUAACUCUGAUACACACUUUUGAAUGAUAAAUGUUCUCUUUAUGUGAAUUGUAGAUUAGAGGAAAUGGGUUGGUGACGAAAAAAACCUCAACAUCGAAAGUUUUCAGUAUUGUAAAGAAAGCUCAAAAUAAAAUACAUUUUUCUGUCCUUUUCCACCCGUUUCCUAUGUAGUUUUAUAUUUAAGAUGUCUGUAGUUGAACCACUUACAAUUUAAUGUCUAUGUGAACUAACUAUCUUAAGUGUCAAAAUUAUUUGAACUUUAAUAUUAAAUUUUCCGAAUUACUACGUCACAUUUAAUGUACUAAAUUAUACAGUUCCAGCCUAUAAAUAUAGAACUUAAUUUUACCCAGUUUCGAAACAAAAAAUUUACUAUA
Messenger RNA from Trichoplusia ni (cabbage looper), 2287 nucleotides. RefSeq names its product annexin B11-like. The record is from RefSeq and is a predicted model, not a curated record. The coding region runs from base 133 to 1134 and encodes 333 amino acids. Lineage: Eukaryota; Metazoa; Arthropoda; Insecta; Lepidoptera; Noctuidae. The transcript has 5 exons.